Drosophila sulfurigaster albostrigata is the source of this 3851-nucleotide messenger RNA. RefSeq lists its product as uncharacterized. Lineage: Eukaryota; Metazoa; Arthropoda; Insecta; Diptera; Drosophilidae. Bases 150 to 3803 code for a protein of 1217 amino acids. The record is from RefSeq and is a predicted model, not a curated record. The transcript is spliced from 3 exons.
AACAAGAUAGAACUUACAUCAUCAGUCAGAGUAAUGUGAUUGCUAGAAAACAUUACUACAUAUGUCUUGGCCUCAAACAAAAUUUCAGUUCUACCUAAAAAAAUUUUGAAAACAUUAUCAAAAUUCAAAAGCGGGGAUUCAUAACAUAAAUGGCUAAUAUAUCGUCUCGAUUAGCGCGAAGUAUUAAUGCUUUUCGACGAAUUAGGUGCAGCUUACCUGCGACACUUCGACACUUCCAUGAACGCAACAAUGGCUCUGGCAUCGAUGAUGGCCUCAAAAAACAACAGCAAAAUAAGAAUAAAUUGGACACCCGAAAAGAAAAAGCUUCUGGCGAAAGUAGUAACAAGUUUCUAAGCACCUCAGAUAAAAGUGCUGAAAGCACUAAUAAACAAAGGGAGGAAACGAUUCCAAGCUGUAAAAGCAAUAUCAAGGUAAUGAAGAGCUCCUCAACUUCCAAACCCUCCAAGAUACAUUGUUGUGAGAAAACGAGUUCAAGUGGAUCCUUUGGUAAAGUUGGCCAGAAUUAUUGUGGCGUUGAAGCGACUGCAAUGACAGCGGACAAGUCGGUCAAUUCAGUCGAUUCACAUGUUUCCGCAACUAAAGCUGGUAGAUCUCAUACUUCAAUUAAAUCUGGUACAAUUUCGAACACUGGUUCGGAUAAAAAAACUCAAGAUAACAAAGCUAUUUUGGUCGAAUCUAUAACUAAAGCUGGCAAAUCUAAUUCUUCAAUUCAACAUGGUAAACUUGCACCGAAAAAUUCGGAUAAAAAAUGCAAAAAUAGCGAACUGGUUUUAGCUCAAACUAAAUCGGUAGGUGAACAAGAUUUUGAGAAAAAAUUGGAUUUUACCAACAUUGAAAAGGUUUGCGAGGAGAAUAUUGAAUACAUUAAGAACCUAUUAAAUAAUGCAAAACUCGAUUCAAAAAUGAAGAGUAUAGAACCGGAUGUCUCUGCAAAAGAAGCAACGCGCUCUUCAGAUAAUGAUUACUUGAGAAUUCCCUCUCACGAAGAUGUUCAUCGUGCAAGUUUGCAACAACAAUCUUUAAUUCAUGACUUCGAUUCACAUAUUGCUGGCGAGAACGAAAAAAGCUCACCAAAACCACAAAGCCUAAGAAUACCAGCUCAUGUUCCCGAUCAUGAAAGAGAUAAGAAUAUUGUUGACAAUACUGCAUCCAAGAAAUCAAUUGAUCUGCAAGCUAAGCCCAAUGUUCCUCUUAUUUUUGAGAAAUCCAAACUAAAAGAUCAGAGUAAAUCAUUUAAAAUAACGGAUAUGCUAUCAGAAAGUUCAAAUGAAACCCCUUAUGCAUCUUUUGUGAAAAAUUCGAAUAUUUGUAACACAAAAGGCUUAAAGGACUACUAUUAUGAAAAAGCGGAUUCCAGUCCUGCAAACGAUAGUCAAGCUGAAAACGAAUCUUCGACGAUAACAUUGGGAAGUACCGACGAGCCAUACGUUUUUCCAACGAAUAUUGAGAGCGGCAAUUAUUUGGAUGAUCACCAAGAUAUGAACUCAUUGGGACACAAACACGAAGAUGUGGAGGACUUUGAUGUUGAAAUGAGUGAUUCAAAAUCAGAUAAAAUAGCAAAAUUAAAAAAAUCGGAUUCAUUUGAUAUUACGGAUAAUAAUUUCAAUGAAAUGGAUACUCGGUCCGGUUACACGAGCGAAUCAUUUGAUGAUAUUGACAUGGAUUCCAGUUUAUCAACUAAAUUGAAUGAGAAAGCUGAAUAUAUCACAUAUCCGAGCAAUAUUCCAAACAAUAUAACUGGCAAAACACCUUUGAGGGGCACAGUUGCAAUGUUACUUGAGGCCAAAUCGAAAAUUCGCGCAGAACAAAAUUUAAAUAUUACUGAUAAUGACUUAGUAUGUGAUCAGUCAACACGUUUUGGUGGUAAUAUUGGUGAAUACAAUAAUACUGGAAUUGGAACGAACAAUAUCGUAUCCAAAAUGAAUACUGAUAAUUCAGAGUUUGAAUCCAAGACUGGAGUAUCAUCAGUAGCAAGACCAUAUGAAGAAGAAUAUCAUAAGACGAUUGGUUCUCAAAUUAUUGCCGAAUUUUCAGGAAAUGAUUGUAUUGAAAAUGAGACAUCAUCAUCAAAGUUUAAUGCAGUCGAUUCAGUUCUCGAACUCAAGAAAAGUAGUAAAAGGCAUAAAUCGUCUGAAAAUAGAAAAAAGGUUUCAACAAAAUCAAAUGAAACGUACAAUCCAGUUGACUCCAUUUUCGAAUUAAAAUCAAUGCCACAUAAAAAAUAUUCAAAUUCAGCCGGCACUUCAGGAACUUCAGAGAAAGAAAAUUCUGGAACGGAAAAAACAGUAAAAUCUGAGAGCAAUUUAACACCCGGUGAUCUCUAUAAUUCCACAUCUGAGUGUCCUUCGCAUGAUAACAUGAUAAGCAACGAAGCAACAUUUAAAAGAGUUGAAUUUCGAUCUGGUAAAUUUGGUAAAGUCCCCAAACAGUAUGCUUCUAAAAUUCGAAAAGAGCUUCGAAAUAAGAUUGCAUCUAAGACAGAAUAUAAUGUAAAGAAUCGGAAGCGUAACCUAAGUAAGACCGGUAAGAGUGGCGAAAACAGCUCAAGGAUUGUAAUGUUAAAUGAAAAAAAUGCGGAUAAAACCUUGAAACAAAAUUAUACACCAAAAUCAAAAAUAAACAACAGAUCACAAUUCAAUUCUAAGACACAAAUUGACAAUUUAGGAAAUCAUAAUGAUAAUGAAACUUUGCAAGAGACGUAUUCAAAAUACGAAAGGGAAAUUAAAUCGGAAAACCGUUUAACACCAGGGGAUCUUUACACUCAGCAAUCAGAAGGAGAUCUGUAUGAAGACUGGGAAACUUCACGACCAAAUAGAAGAAAAAUAAAGUACGAAUUAGAUCAUAAGCCUAGCAAAUCUGAAUAUAAGGACACAGCUACAUCUAAAGUCGAAGAAGAUUGUAAAAAUUUGGACACAGAGAACCAUCUAAAUGAUUUUAAAUCAGAAAGCAAACAAAAAUCUAAUAUCCAAACUGGAGACGAUUUCACUGAAAUACAAGAAGGCGAUAUUAAAAAAGUGGAAGAUACGAAGGCUCUAAGAGAUAAACACGAUGAUGAGGAACUUGAGUAUGCCAAACGAUAUCUUAACAAAGCCAAACGUCUUCAUGAUGCUGAAAAAAAGAGGAGUAUGGAUCGCAAAAAGCGAAUGAGAAAUAGUCCACGCCGAAAAAGCAAAAAAUCAAAAUCAAAGAUGACAUUAUCUGAAUUUUUGUCUAAAUUAGUGACUAGUAAGGACGAUAGCAAUAUGGGCGGGGGUAAUCGAAGACAUUUUUCCACUUUGUGUAAUGUUCAUAUGUCAAUUUUAAAUUCAAAGAACUAUGCAACACCGAAAAUAACACAAACAAAAAAGAAAAGUGAUUCCUUCAUAUCGCCGGACUUAUCAAAGCAAGGCCUCGGUGCUGCCUCUAUAAGUCAGGAGCGAAUGAAAUAUCAAAAACAAAGAAAAGUGCAAGAAUCGACGACUGAAAGUCAUUUGGUUGAGUUUGAUGAUGAAAGAAUUAAAAUACAGGGAGGCUCUCUUAAUGAACAGAAACACAAAAAGCGCGUUGAAGAGAUCAAGAGGGACGACGAGAAAUUCGAUACUCAAAUUCAAGGUGGAUCUCUCCGUACCAAAGAUAAAGGAAUAUCGAAAGAAAUUCCUAAGCGAACCAUUCGAAAAUGCAACAAUUGGAGUCAAAAUAUUUGGGAAAGCUUUCGGCAUUAUCGGUUCCCAUUUGUUGGAAAUUCAAUGUCAUAUCGAGUCUGUCUUUCCAGAUACUUGCAAAAUGACCCCCAAGAAGAAUGAAGGAAUUUAACAAAUCGCUUUGAAAAUAAGUUUCGGACAAUUAAGACG